Messenger RNA from Melopsittacus undulatus (budgerigar), 1894 nucleotides. RefSeq names its product cytochrome P450 1A4-like. Bases 143 to 1711 code for a protein of 522 amino acids. The record is from RefSeq and is a predicted model, not a curated record. Gene Ontology annotation, molecular function: heme binding; steroid 17-alpha-monooxygenase activity; iron ion binding. The transcript has 7 exons. Gene Ontology annotation, biological process: progesterone metabolic process; hormone biosynthetic process. NCBI's taxonomy places the organism in Eukaryota, Metazoa, Chordata, Aves, Psittaciformes, Psittaculidae.
ACGUCAGCUUUGAUUAGGCUUCUGCCACGUGACAGGAGGUGUCCGGGCCAAUCAGGGCGAGCAGCGAUGCAUAUAAAGCAGGAGCAAAGAGGAGUUGGGGGGUACCUGCCGCGAGGAUCGGGCCCCGAAGCUCUCUGCAGCGAUGUCUCUGAUGGGAAGCCAAGGCAUUGUCUCUGCCACCGAGCUCCUCCUGGCGGGUGCCGUGUUCUGCCUGGUGUUCCUGCUCAUCCAGUCCCUCCGGCAGCGCGUGCCCAAGGGGCUGCAGAGCCCCCCCGGCCCCAGGGGCUUCCCCAUCCUUGGCAACGUGCUGGAGCUGAGGAAGGACCCGCACUUGGUGCUGACCCGGCUGAGCCGGCUCUAUGGGGACGUGAUGGAGGUGAGGAUCGGCACCCGGCCCGUGCUGGUGCUGAGCGGGCUGGACACCAUCAAGCAAGCCCUGGUGAAGCAAGCAGAAGAUUUCCUGGGCCGCCCCGACCUCCACAGCUUCCAGUACAUUGCAGAUGGGAAAAGCCUGACCUUCAGCCCCGACUCUGGGGAGGUGUGGAGAGCCCGCAGGAAGCUGGCCCAGAACGCCCUCAAGACCUUCUCCAUCACCCCCAGCCCCCGGGUCUCAUCCUGCUGCCUCCUGGAGGAGCACGUCUCCCAGGAGGCCGAGUACCUGGUCACCAAGUUCCUGCAGCUCAUGGAGGAGGAGAAGAGCUUUGACCCCUACCGGUACCUGGUGGUCUCCGUGGCCAACGUCAUCUGCGCCAUGUGCUUUGGCAAGCGGCAUGACCACAAUGACCAGGAGCUGCUCAGUAUAGUGAACCUCAACAAUGAGUUUGGAGAUGCGGCUGCUUCUGGCAACCCUGCAGACUUCAUCCCCCUGCUCCGGUAUCUUCCCAGCCGCACCAUGCAGCUCUUCAAGGACAUCAACAGGCGUUUCAACUCCUUUGUGCAUAAGAUUGUCCAGGAGCAUUACACCAGCUUUGAUAAGGAGCACAUCCGGGACAUCACAGACUCACUGAUCGAGCACUGCCAGGAGUACAGUGUUGGAGAGGAUGCCCAUGUCCCGAUCUCCAAUAAGAAGAUCAUCAGCAUCGUCUAUGACCUCUUUGGGGCAGGCUUUGACACUGUGACAACUGCCUUAUCCUGGAGCCUCAUCUAUGUCGCCUUGUACCCUGACAUCCAAAAGAGGAUCCAGGAAGAGCUGGACCAGACCAUCGGCCAGGAGCGCAGACCGAGGCUGUCUGACCGGGGCGCGCUGCCCUAUACAGAAGCCUUUAUCCUGGAGAUGUUCAGGCACUCCUCCUUUGUGCCCUUCACCAUCCCACACAGUACAACAAGAGCAACAGUGUUGAAUGGCUACUACAUCCCCAAGGAUACCUGUGUGUUUGUCAACCAGUGGCAAGUGAAUCACGACGAGAAGCUUUGGAAGGAGCCCUCAGCCUUCAACCCCGAGCGGUUCCUCAAUGCUGCAGGGACGGAGGUGAACAGGACAGAGAGUGACAAAGUGAUGACUUUUGGCCUGGGCAAGCGGCGCUGCCUCGGGGAGUCCAUCGGCCGCUGGGAAGUCUUCCUCUUCUUGGCCACGCUGCUGCAGCAGCUGGAGUUCAGCCUGCGGCCCGGUGCAGAGGUGGACAUCACCCCUCAGUACGGGCUGACAAUGAAGUACAAGAGGUGCGACUGCUUCCAGAUCAAGCAGCGCUUCCCUGUGAAGAGCUCUCCAUGAGCUGCGGGAGGAAGCAUCGCGCCGCACGACAGCCAGCCCUGGGAGCUGCACACUCAGCCUUGCUUUUGCUAAUGCUCUCUAGAAGGCAGCACAGCUCCUCACUGUUCUGCUUCACUGGGAGCUUGUUCAUCUCAUGUAAAUGCCGGUGGGGAGGGAUAACACUGGCUUUGCCCCCACCCCUCC